Molecule: messenger RNA, 3412 nt
Organism: Carassius gibelio (silver crucian carp)
Lineage: Eukaryota; Metazoa; Chordata; Actinopteri; Cypriniformes; Cyprinidae
Exons: 3
Coding region: 370-3270 (966 amino acids)
Source: RefSeq, a predicted model, not a curated record
UACGACGGAUUUCCGUUAAUUGUAGGGAGUCAUCGACGGAUUUCCGUCAAUUACACUGUUCCGCCUGUCCUUAAUGUUUUAAAUUCACUUUUCAUAAUUUUAAUGCUGUAUAUAUAGGCUUACAUUUCUCAAAUAGUGUAAUAAAUGUCUUAAUUUUAGUUUAAAUAGGUCUUAAAUUAAGGAAAGACAAAGUGUAUUCAGCCUGCUGAGGAGGAUGUGAUCAAAGCCUGGAGUGGAGCGAAUGCACGUUCCUCUCUUCACUAUAAGCGUUUUGUUAUCACUCCGGUAUGGAUCCACUCCGGGUUUUGGUUUAGUUUUGAAGAAGUACAUGUCAGGCUACGGCUGAGGUAUAAUUACAUUUAAGAUAGCAUGGACACACUUAUAAUGCAGGAAGGCUCCGAUGUUUCGGAGAUUGAUAAAAGUGUAAAAAAUAAAUGGAGAUGGGCUUGGCUUAGCGAAAUUGGGAAGAAUGGCAAGCCUUUUAGUUCGUGGGCUAAAAAAAUCAAACAACCAGGUACGUGUCUUUGCACAGUAUGCCACAGGAAAUUUCAAUAUGGCAAUAAUGGCAAAAAAGUGCUAGCUCGCCAUCAAUCAGAAGCUAGUCACAAUGCUGCCGUUCGUGCUCUACAGUACACAUGCUCCCUGCCUGGUGCGACAAGUACCACAACGGAGAUUCAUGCAUCUAUGGCCGACCGUGUGUGCGAUGUAAAAGUGCGCAUAUGUUCUUUCAUAGCGGAGCAUGACCUGUCGUUCACAGUCUCACAACCGCUAGUUAAUUUAAUGCAAUCAGUUGUCAAAGACAAGAGUGCACUUUCAAGAUUGUCUAUGUCUAAUGCACAUGCCUCCUACUUGUGCACACAUGGCAUUUCUGCUUAUUGGAAAUCCGAAUUGUCAUCUAAGCUGAAAACGAAGAUGUUUUCUUUAAAUGUAGAUGAGGCAACAGAUGGAAACAUGGACAGGAUUCUGAAUGUUCUUGUUCGGUACUAUGAUGAAGAUGUGGGAAAAGUGGCAACCCAGCAUCUAGCCUCGAGGAAACUGAAUAUUGCAGAUGCCUUAACAAUCACAAACACAUUGAAAGAUAUUCUCCAGUCAUAUAGCCUGAACUGGAAUCAGGUUGUUGGUAUACUGUUGGAUAACUGCAGUGUGAUGAGAGGGAAAAAGUCUGGAGUAGAGACACUAGUCAGAAGAGAAAAUCCAUCACUGCUGGAUGUCAGCGGAGACACUGUCCAUAUGGUCUCGAAUGCAGCCAAGGCCCUUUUAAAUCCUUUCCAGGGAUUUGUGGAACAAUUUUGCUCUGAUGUAUACUAUGACAUUGAAAAAUCACCCAAACAGAAAGAAGUUUUUUCUGAGUUUCAGUCCUUACUUCAUUUGGAGAAUAAGAGCCUAAUACGUCCCAUCAGCAGCAGGUUCCUGCAAAUGUUGGAUGUGUGCAACAGAAUACGGGAGCUUAUGGAUCCAUUGACUGUGCACUUCUACAGCGUCCUGUCUUCUCAUGAUCAACACAAACACAGAUGGCUCCUGAACCAGCUUCUUGAUAAGCAUGCAGUUACAUCUGAUGAGAAGGCCAGGAUAAUUUGUCUGCAACAGCAAAUGGCAAAAUCUGCAAGGAUCGGAAGUGAUGUCAACAAAAAACGAAAGACACGCAUCUGUAUGCUUUUUUCAGAGUUCGACAAGCUCACAACCAUUAUUGAUUUGUAUCGAGGUGUACUUCCAACUUUUCAGGUGUUCCUGAAGAAGUUGCAACAUGAAAAGCCCAUGAUUCAUGUGCUGCAUGCUGAAAUGCUGCUACUGGUUAGGGAACUUCUCUCCAAAUUUAUGAAGCCUGAAACUAUUCCUUUGAGUGCAAAGGGCUUGUUGAAGCUUAAUGUUCACCAGAGAGACCUGCAGUACACUGACAAAAGGUUGUCUGUGGGGAGAUUCAGCUUCUUUGCCUUAAACAAGGCUAGAGUAGAAAAGAAGCCCUGGGUGCAGAAGGUCUACAGCUCUCUCAGAGAAGGCUACAUAAAGGCAGCAACAUUCCUCCUGAAAAACCUGCCCCUCAACAACAACAUCAUCACCUCUUUAUCUGCGCUGACACCAUCAUUGAUUCUCCAUGAAUCAGUCCAAGGUGCAUUCAACACCUUGGCCAAGGCCUUGCCAAAUGCUGUGAAGUCAGAGGAGUUGGGUCAACUGGAUGAAGAGGUUCGAGCCUACCAGAUUAAUACAGAUCUAGGGACACAGGCCAAAUGCUUUGAGGAGAACAACGCACGAAUCGAUGUUGACUGGUGGAGUAAGAUUUUCGCCAUGAAGAUGCCAGAAGGAGGAAUGAGGUUCCCCAUCUUAGGGAAGUUGGUAAAGGCUCUUCUGUCAUUGUUCACUGGCCCUCUUGUCGAAGGAUCAUUUAACAUGAUGGAUGAUAUAAUUGAGAAAGACAGGGUUAGGCUGAACAUUGAGACUUAUGAAGGCUUAGCCAUUCUCAAGUCCCACAUGAAGGUAAUGGGCAAAACUGCAUCUAAAAUGCAAAUUACCCCUGCAUUAAGGAGAUUUUGCCUGUCUUCUUAUGAGACAUACCAAAAUCAUCUGAAGAAAAAGAAGGUGAACCUUGACAAGCAAAAGGAAAGGAAACUGAGGGAAGCUGUGAAGGUGCUCUCAGCAGUUAGGAUUAGAAAAGUAAAGAAAGGUUCCACCUCUUCUGUUUGUGCUAAAGCCCCCACCUCUUCCACCCUUGGAGUUAAACGAAAAGCUGCUGCUACAGCCUCCACCCCUGCAGUUAAAGGCACUGCUGCUGCUACAGCCUCCACCUCUUCCGCCCUUGGAGUUAAACAAAAAGCUGCUGCUACAGCCUCCACCCCUGCAGUUAAAGGCGCUGCUGCUACAGUCUCCACCUCCUCCACUGCUGGAGUUAAAGGUAAAGCUGUUGCUACAGCCUCUUUCUCCUCCACCCCUGCAGUUAAAGGCAAAACUGCUGCUACAGUCUCCACCUCCUCCACUGUUGGAGUUAAAGGUAAAGCUGUUGCUACAGCCUCUUUCUCCUCCACCCCUGCAGUUAAAGGCAAAACUGCUGCUACAGUCUCCACCUCCUCCACUGUUGGAGUUAAAGGUAAAGCUGUUGCUACAGCCUCUUUCUCCUCCACCCCUGGAGUUAAAGGCAAAACUGCUGCUACAGCCUCCACCCCCUCCACCUCUCCUGGAGCCACUCCUGCACAUGUAGCUAGUCAAACACUAAAACGGGUGUCAGGUGUAGCCAAGCUUCAGGAAUAUGGUUUCACAGCCAAAAAGCAGAAAAAGUGAAAAGCACUCUAGAGACAUUUGCACAAGAAAAGCACUUUUUGGAAUUUAAUGGUGGUGCAGUUACUUUUUUUCCUGUUAAUUAUUAAUAGUUUCACAAAACAUUGUUUGGUGUUAUAAGAAACAUAAAACAUGCACUGAAAAU